Molecule: messenger RNA, 1760 nt
Organism: Gastrolobium bilobum
Lineage: Eukaryota; Viridiplantae; Streptophyta; Magnoliopsida; Fabales; Fabaceae
Product: probable beta-1,4-xylosyltransferase IRX10L
Exons: 4
Coding region: 429-1679 (416 amino acids)
Biological process (GO): plant-type secondary cell wall biogenesis; glucuronoxylan biosynthetic process
Molecular function (GO): 1,4-beta-D-xylan synthase activity; glucuronoxylan glucuronosyltransferase activity
Source: RefSeq, a predicted model, not a curated record
CAUCAAACCUCACACUUAGAAAACCUCACUAAACCAGAAAAAUUAUGCAAAUCCAUCUUCAUCUUCUUCGUCAAUCUUCAAUCUUCAAUUUUAAAAAUUGUUUCUUCAAAGCAAAUCCACUCUUUUGUUUGUUGGUCCCUCAAUGUUCAAAUGUGUCUCUCUCUGUUGCUGCUGACAAGAACCCAUAUAUCCCUUUCCUUCAAGCUGAUCGAUCAUGUGAAGCCCUAUUCCUAAGAAACCUUUCACAACUACUUUCCCCUCUGACAUCUUAACCUUCAUCAUUCCACUCGUCACCUUCUUCCGCUGACUACAAUUGACUUCCUUAUAAUACUUAGUUUCCUUGUUUUGCAGUUGCACCCAUCAUCAGCACCUUCCUCUUCCCAUCCCAUCACUGAGAUUCUUCCAAUCUGUUCUGGGGGAAACAAAAAAUGGGUAUUUGGAAAUGGGGUUUUCUUGGGCUUCUUUGUGCUGCUUUUCAAUUUACAGUUGGUGCUGUGGAGCUGGGUAGGAAUCAGCCCACUGAAAGAAUUUCAGGUAGCGCUGGUGAUGUAUUGGAAGAUGAUCCAGUGGGAAGGUUGAAGGUUUUUGUCUAUGAACUUCCAAGCAAAUAUAAUAAGAAAAUUCUGCAAAAGGACUCAAGAUGCCUCACCCAUAUGUUUGCUGCCGAGAUUUUUAUGCAUCGGUUUCUCUUAUCUAGCCCUGUCCGAACCCUUAAUCCUGAAGAAGCUGACUGGUUUUAUACCCCUGUAUACACCACCUGUGAUUUGACACCAAAUGGCCUUCCUUUACCCUUCAAGUCACCACGAAUGAUGAGGAGUGCCAUUCAGCUUAUUUCUUCAAACUGGCCCUAUUGGAACCGAACAGAAGGGGCAGAUCAUUUCUUUGUGGUUCCUCAUGACUUUGGGGCAUGUUUUCAUUACCAAGAAGAGAAGGCAAUUGAAAGAGGGAUUCUUCCACUGCUACAGCGUGCUACCUUGGUCCAAACAUUUGGACAGAGGAAUCAUGUGUGCUUGAAAGAGGGCUCAAUUACCAUUCCUCCAUAUGCCCCCCCACAGAAAAUGCAUGCCCACCUAAUUCCUGAUAAAACUCCCAGGUCCAUUUUUGUUUACUUUCGAGGACUGUUUUAUGACGUUGGAAAUGACCCUGAAGGUGGUUACUAUGCAAGAGGUGCAAGAGCAGCAGUGUGGGAGAACUUUAAGGACAAUCCACUAUUUGACAUUUCCACUGAGCAUCCAGCCACAUACUACGAGGACAUGCAACGAGCUGUGUUUUGUCUAUGCCCGCUUGGAUGGGCCCCUUGGAGCCCAAGAUUGGUUGAAGCUGUGGUAUUUGGUUGCAUCCCUGUUAUUAUUGCUGAUGAUAUUGUUCUGCCAUUUGCUGAUGCAAUCCCAUGGGAAGAGAUAGGGGUGUUUGUUGAUGAGGAGGAUGUUCCUAAGUUGGAUACCAUACUCACGUCUAUCCCACCAGAAGUUAUAUUAAGGAAACAGAGAUUGCUUGCUAACCCUUCCAUGAAGCAAGCAAUGCUAUUCCCACAACCUGCUCAAUCUGGAGACGCUUUCCAUCAAGUUCUAAAUGGACUUGCACGUAAGUUGCCACAUGACAGGAGCGUAUUCUUGAAACCUGGGGAGAAGUUCUUGAAUUGGACUGCUGGCCCUGUGGGUGACCUUAAACCUUGGUAGCAGUUACAAUAGUUUUCUGAGGCAAUAACCAUUCUUUCUAUUUCUUGGUCAAUCCUCCCAAUGUGUUCAUAGGGGUUGGUA